Molecule: messenger RNA, 1425 nt
Organism: Aspergillus chevalieri
Lineage: Eukaryota; Fungi; Ascomycota; Eurotiomycetes; Eurotiales; Aspergillaceae
Product: WD repeat PRP19 family protein
Exons: 5
Coding region: 1-1425 (474 amino acids)
Biological process (GO): DNA repair; mRNA splicing, via spliceosome; protein ubiquitination
Cellular component (GO): Prp19 complex; U2-type catalytic step 1 spliceosome; cytoplasm
Molecular function (GO): protein binding; ubiquitin protein ligase activity
Source: RefSeq, a predicted model, not a curated record
AUGCUGUGUGCCAUCUCGGGAGAGGCACCUCAAGUGCCCGUCGUCUCGCCUAAGAGCGGCAGCGUCUUCGAAAAGCGUCUCGUCGAAGCGUAUAUUGGCGAGCACGGAAAGGACCCCGUGAACGGUGAAGAGCUUGCUACGGAGGAUCUUAUCGAUGUCAAAUCGCAGCGCGUCGUUCGUCCUCGGCCACCCACGCUCACCUCGAUCCCUUCCCUUCUCAGCGUUUUCCAGGAAGAGUGGGAUGCUUUAGCUUUGGAAACAUACACAUUGCGGCAGACCUUGGCACAGACGCGACAGGAGCUCAGUUCGGCGCUCUACCAACACGAUGCUGCCGUCCGAGUUAUCGCGCGAUUGACACAGGAGAGAGACGAGGCCCGUGAUGCAUUGUCCAAGGUCACGGUCGGGGCCACCCGCACCGCUAGCGGUGGCGAUGAGAUGCAGGUCGACUCUGCUGGCCUGCCCGAAGCGGUGGUAGCACGGGUUGAGGAGACACAGGCGGCGCUCUCCAAGACUCGCCGUAAGCGCCCUGUCCCAGAGAACUGGGCUACCAGCGAAGCUAUCUCGUCAUACCAGCCCAAAGAAAGCUCCGAUGAUCUAUAUCCUGGCGGCAAAGCACUAUCCGUUCAUUCUUCUGGAGAAUUGGCUCUUGUUGGAGGCACCGAAGGGGUGGUUGGUGUCUACUCGAUUAACGACAAGCGUGUGGCACAGACAUUACAGACAAACGGUCCAGUUACCGAUGCUCUCUGGGCUGAAGACAAGGCUGUGAUCGCCUCCGCUACUGGGUCCGUCAAGGUCUUCGAGAACGGCAAUGAGGUUGCAAGCUUCAAUUCGCAUGCUGGAGAGGCAACUGCCCUUGCAUUGCACGCUACUGGUAACAUUGUUGCCUCUGUUGGCGCUGACAAGAGCUAUGUCUUGUAUGAUUUGACGACAAACUCUGUGCUCACGCAAGUCUUCAGUGACGCAUCUCUUUUAUCCGUCAACUUCCACCCGGAUGGUCACCUCAUUGCUGCAGGUGGCGUUGACGGGAAGAUCAAGAUCUUUAACACCACAUCUGGCACACCUGCUGCGGACUAUUCCUCGUCCGGUCCGAUCAAGGGUCUGUUCUUUUCUGAGAACGGUGUUUUCUUGGCUGCGGUUGCAGAGAAUUCCACCGUCGUCUCCAUCUGGGAUCUCCGUCACUCGAAGGAGACCAAGGUGCUCGAUACGGGUAGCAAGGUUGACUCGAUCUACUGGGACUACACAGGCCAAUUCCUUCUGACUGGAGGACCAAGUGGUGUGACUGUUCAGAAAUUUACCAAGUCUACCAAGGAAUGGUCAGAGCCAUUGAGGAGCGCCGUGCCUGCGGCUGCGGUGCAAUGGGGACCGGCAGCCCAGAGCAUUGUCGUCUUGAAUGUUGAAGGUGGAAUCACGGUGUUGGGGCCCUAG